Messenger RNA from Triticum turgidum subsp. durum (durum wheat), 336 nucleotides. The record is from the annotation of a GenBank genome assembly. Lineage: Eukaryota; Viridiplantae; Streptophyta; Magnoliopsida; Poales; Poaceae.
AUGUUGGUUGACUUGGUACUUGAGAAUUGGCAGAAAGGAACAAUGGUGGAGAUGAUAGACCAGAGGCUCCAAGGCAAGUGCAAAACGGAUGAGGCAUGCCUGGUCCUGAAGUUUGGUCUAUUAUGCUCACAACCCUUUGCUAGCACAAGGCCUAGCAUGCAUCAAGUCAUGCAAUACCUCAACGGAGACGUGCCAUUAUCAGAGUUCGCACCAACCGAUAUGAGCUUCAGCAUGCAAGCCUUGAUGGAAAACAGGGGAUUCAACCCUUCUAUCGUGUCAAAUCCACAGUUCAUGACAAGCAUUGCUACAUUGUCAGGCCUCUCGGGAGGGAGAUAA